Eptesicus fuscus (big brown bat) is the source of this 1231-nucleotide messenger RNA. Its product is annotated as C-type lectin domain family 10 member A-like. The transcript is spliced from 10 exons. Bases 204 to 1130 code for a protein of 308 amino acids. Gene Ontology annotation, molecular function: signaling receptor activity. Lineage: Eukaryota; Metazoa; Chordata; Mammalia; Chiroptera; Vespertilionidae. The record is from RefSeq and is a predicted model, not a curated record.
ACACAGAGACCAGCAGGACUCCAGCCACUGACCUGACUCCUCCUCAGGCACCUCUACCCGACUCUCCAGGAUUUUGUUUUACCCAACUCUACUCAUUGCUGCUCGGCAAACCCAAGACUCACAGCCUCCAGACUUUGCACAGCCUCACUGGUCACUGGCCCUGCCUCCAUUUCAGCUCGGACAGUCUCAGCGUUGGUCCAAGGAUGCCAGUGAAGUAUGAAGACCUCCAGUCCUUGGAGAGUGAGAAGAAAAGCUGGGGGAUUAAAAAUAGGCUGCCUCCUCCCUCAGCCUUCCUGCAGCAUCUCUGCUUUGGACCCUUCCCCCUUCUGAUCUCUCUGGGCCUCGUCUUUCUCCUGAUGUCUGGUAUCUGCGUGAUUGGGUCCAAAAAUGCCAAUAUGCGGAGGGACCUGGAGACCCUGAGAGCAUCUUUCAGCAACUUCACUUCCAACACGGUGGCUGAGGUCCAGGCACUGCACUCCCAGGGUGGCAGUUUGCAAGCAACAAUAACAUCUCUGAAAGCUGUGGUGGAAAACCAGGAGCAGCAACUGCAAGCAGCCCGUAGCUUGAAUGACAAGGUGUUUUCUCUGGAGAGCAAGCUGGAGAAAGAGCAGCAGGAACUCCAAGCAGGUUAUUCUGAAAUGCUCCUGAGAGUCCAGCAACUGGUCAAAGACGUGCACACCCUGCAUUGUCAGAUGGCUGUGCUCAAGAGCAAUGACUCUCAAAAUGCCUGCUGCCCCAUCGGCUGGCUGGAGUAUGAAGGCAGCUGCUACUGGUUUUCUCGCUCUCGAUCCACCUGGCCGCAGGCUGAGCAGUCCUGCCAGCUGCAGAACGCCCACCUGGUCGUCAUCAACUCCAGAGAGGAGCAGAACUUCAUUGCACAGCACUCGAAUCCCUUUCACACCUGGAUAGGUCUCAUUGAGAGUGGUGGCUCCUGGAAGUGGUUGGACGGCACAGACUAUGGGAACAGCUACAAGAACUGGGGUGUCGGUCAACCAAAUAACUGGAAGGGGCACAAAGACGAUGUAGAUGAAGACUGUGCCGAAAUCCGGGAGGAUGGGCACUGGAAUGACGAUUACUGCCUGCGGGUGCAACAGUGGGCGUGUGAGAUGACACUCAACAUCACCGGCUAGGAGCCCUGACCCCAGCAGAUCUCCACCUGCACCCCACCCCCACCCUGCUCCCAGCUUCUCUCCUGGGGAUUUGGAAGAAAGGAAGAAUAGUCAGAGGCAUG